Molecule: messenger RNA, 5782 nt
Organism: Eublepharis macularius
Lineage: Eukaryota; Metazoa; Chordata; Lepidosauria; Squamata; Eublepharidae
Gene: FAM184B
Product: family with sequence similarity 184 member B
Exons: 16
Coding region: 1-2805 (934 amino acids)
Source: RefSeq, a predicted model, not a curated record
AUGGCCUCCGCCGCCAGCCCGCCCGGGACUUGCGGCGGGGCUGCCCGAGCGCCCGGCCCUCGCAGCGCGCCGGAGGGAGGCGAGCCGGAGCUGCACCUGCAAAUGUGCAAGAAGAUCGCGCAGCUCACCAAGGUGAUAUAUGCUCUGAACACAAAAAACGAUGAGCACGAGGCCAGCAUCCAGUCUCUUAAGGAGGCCCAUCAAGAAGAGAUUCAGCACAUCCUUGCCGAGACUAAAGAAACUGUCCUUCACUAUAAGAGCAAAGUGGAAGAGGAGCAGGAGCUCCGGCAGCGGAUCCAGGCCCUCGAAGAAGCUUUACGGCAGCGUAGGCAGUUGAACGAGGAGGCCCUAACAGAGUUCAAGACGUGCAGGAAACUGGAAGGCAAGAGGGAGCCACAAACUGAGAGUGAAUGCACAGAGGAGGAAAUUUUGUUCCACAAGGAGCUGUUACAGGUGAAACUGGACUCUGAAAACCGAGUUCAGGCUUUGAACCAGGAGUCAGACAGUCUCUUAAAUGAACGGGGACCAUUUGAUGGAGAGAUACUUAAUACCAAGGGGAACUUAAAUGAAAAACGCAGCAUGGAAAUGCGGGCUUUGGUCAGCGAGAUGGAGAGCCUCAAGAGGGAGAACCAGAAAUUAGCUGAAGAUUAUGCCAAGGCAGCCAGCCAGCUCCAAGCCUCUCACGAGCGAGACAGAGAAGCCUGGAGGAAAGCCAUGCAGCAGGCCCUGGCCGAUUCGUGCCAAGAGUGGCAGCAAAGGGAAAUGGAACAAAGAGAAAACUUCGAGGCCCGCGAAGUGGCGUCACAGCAGCAGAUGAAGAAGCUGGAGGCUGACCUGGAGGCAAAAGGCCAGCGCGUCAGUGAGCUGAAGAAACAUUCCCAGAAGCUGAGGGAGGCGAUGCAGGACUUGGAGCGGCAGCUCAAGGAAGCCCAGCAAGCGACUAUGGAGUCAAAGAGUACCAUGAAAACACUGGAGGAAGAGUUGAUUAUAGCCAAAGAAAGACUCCUGAUGCAGGAAAAUGAAAUUCGGCAGAAAACAGAGACAAUUGAAAGGACACUGAAUUCCCAGAGCAAAACCAGGAGUGAAGUGGGAGACCUGACGAAACAGAUCCUGCACUUCCAGCAAGCGUUGUCCUCCAAGCAGAGCCCAGGGAGCAAAGAUGCACAGGAGGCUCAGGCGCAGCUAGAGGAAUUUAAAAAGAAACACGAAAAUGAGAUAAGACAGUUGCAGAGAGAGAAAGACGUUCUGUGUGGAAAGCUUCAGGACUGUUCUCAGGAGGUUUUAAGGCUAGAGGAUUUCAUCAGACAAAACCGGGACAUCCCCAGAUAUGCAGAAUUUUCAAAAUCUCUCGCCAGAAAACCCUUUGAGAGGCAGCAGGAGUCCCAAGAUGUAUCUGUGCAACCGAAAAAUGUUUCCAAACAGCAUAAAGAGAGAACAAAAGGCAGAGAGCAGCUAUUGGCGCCAACAAGUACCAGAAAUGAAGAAAAGAGAAGGUCAGAUUCCGGAAGUGCGGCAAAAAGGGAGGAUGAGCAGACUCUCGCAAGUUUCCUAAAGGAGAAAGCUAAAGAAAUCCAGAUUUUGCAAGAGGAGUGGUCAUACCAAAAGGCAGAAUUGCAAGCUCAGAUUGCCCAGCUGAAGCAGACGUUAGAGCAACAAGCGAGCACUUUCCGAGAAGCCCUCCAUGAACAAAACCGACAGUCUGGUAAAGAGAAAGAAAAGCUCUUGCAAAAUCUUCAGGAUGCUAUUAAGCAAAGCCAAGAUACUAAAGUGCAGAUGGAAGCAUCUCACCAGACAGCCAUAAAUCUCCUGGAGAAAAGCAAAAAUCAGGAGCUCAAGGAGGCUGAAGAGCACUGGAAGAAGGAAUCUGCUGAGACCUUCAAGAUCCAACAAGAGUCAUACAGGCAAGAAGUGCAGAGCUUGGAAGAGAAGGCAAGAGAAGCCCUGCAGAGUGAAUUGGAGAAGAUGCAACAACAACAGUCUUUGUCGAUAGAGUCUCUGAGAGCGGAGCUGUCCGAGCAACAGGUAUCUUGCAUAGCUCACAAAAAGGAAAAAGAAGAACUCCAGGAGGAACUGAGGAAUGUGAUGGUCCUAAAAAGGCAACAGGAAGGAAAUAACCUGGAUCAGAUACAGUCUCUUAAAGAUGAACUGGUGAAAUGUCAGAAUGAAAUUUGUGGGCUCAAGAAGGAGAAUUCCCUUUUGAAGGACACGGUGGAUCUGCUUACAGAGGCGGCUGUACAGAAGCAAACAUCGCUUCAGCUUGAAGAAGAGGGCCAGCACAGAAGAUUUAAAGAAUCAGAAGAGACACCAAGAAAGAGGGAGCCUUGGCCUGAAGAUCUACGUCUUAUAAGCUGCUUGCAAGAGAAACUAAGUGAAAAAGAAGAGAUGAUCAAGGAAUUAUUGGAUGGCAGAAAACUUCAGCCUUCGCUUUUGCCCAGUACUGAGCCUCAUCGCCACCGAUCUUUUUCGUUUAACACAAAUCCUUCGACUUGUUUGGCCCCAAUUGCAAAGCAGAAGAAGAAAAUGGAUGAUGUGCCCAGCCGUAUUGUCAGUGUUCCAAAUUUAGCUUCCUAUGCCAAAAGCUUUCUGAGUGGCGACUUAAGGCCAAAGAGAAAUCCACCUCAGAUUACAAAAUCAACAAGUUUAGAUCAGAAUCCCAGCUGUGUCCGAGUGUGCUACCCACCAGUACAAGUGUUGGAGACCAAGCCAGGCCCACGGUUGCAAAGCAAUGAAACCGCAAAGCCCAAAGAGGCUCAGAAACAGGACUCUCAACGUCAGGAGUGGUUUACCAAAUACUUCUCCUUCUAAGACAAACCAUUUCUGUAUCCAAUGUUGCCAUAUUUCUGAAGCACCCUUUCCAGAGCACUUUACAGAAUACGUAAGCCUAGAACCACGGGUCCCUGACCGAAGGGAUUUACAACUGAAGACUGGGGCAGGGGGAGGCAUGCCACUCUGCUGCCCUGUUGUGAAGUUGACGUUUUUAAUAAUAAUAACGAUAACUGUGUUUAUAUACCACUCUUCUAAACAGAUUAGUGGCCCACUCAAAGCAGUGAAAAAAGUCAGUAUUAUUAUCAGCUGGGGCUGAGAGAAGAGGCUUACCCAAGGCUACUGGCUGAGCUCAUGGCAGUAGUGGGAUUCGAACCAGCAGAGUGCUGCUUUGCAACCCAACCACUUAACCGCUAUGCUACAGCAGCUAUGACAGGCUCACCACUAAAACAAAUUUAUCUUGUUACUCCCCAAGUACUUGAUACUUUGAAUUUCCAGAAGGGGUGUGCAAUUCAGAGAGCCAGUUUGGUAUAGUGGUUAAGAGCGUGGGACUCUAAUCUGGAGAGGCGGGUUUGAUUCCCCACUCCUCCACUUGAAGCCAGCUGGGUGACCUUGGGCUAGUCACAGUUCUCUGGAGCUGUCUCAGCCCCACCCACCUCACAGGGUGUUUUGUUGUGGGGAUAAUAGUAACAUACUUUGUAAACCGCUCUGAGUGGGCAUUAAGUUGUCCUGAAGGGCGGUAUAUAAAUCUAAUAUUAUUAUUAAUUCAGUAUUGAUAUACCAAAUAUAUACCUAGAUAAGUGGCUAAAUGAGCAUUAUUUGGGCAUACCAAAUCAAAUCAGAGAAUCCAAAUAAAAUUGGGAUACUGGAUAUAGUAAUGCCAGAUAUAUUCAGUUUUAUUGUCAAACACAACUCAUCCAAUUUAAAAUUGGCCAGCUCCUUCUCCAAGGUUUGUUUUACUUUGUUUCGGGGGACUGAAUGGCCAAUGGAGGUGCAUUGGGGGGAGAGCUUUUUUCCCCUGGUUGUGAGCUUAAAGACGAGAAUCGCUUGUUUUGCUGCUUGUUAGUGUUUAUGUGUUUUUAAGAGUUGUUCUUGUGGGGCGUUGCUUAAACAGUUGCUUGUUUAUUUAUUUGUUGCUUCUCAGGGGGACUUGCUUAAGCAGUUGCUUGCUUGCUUGCUUAUUUGCUUGUUACAGAGUCUCUAGCUUCAGUUUGGUUUUGGUGGGAUUCUCUGGUUUGAUGUUGGUUCCCUUGCUUUAGUUUGGCUCUGUUCAGCUUCGUUGGUUCGGCUCGCAUUGGGAAUGGGACUUCCAUUGGGUCUGGCAUUUGGCCAGGGGUUGCCUUUGCUCAAGGUUUCUUUGCCCUGGAAAGCCUUGGAAUGUUUUCCCCCCAAUGGAAAGUGGCCGGGGGCAGCUUGUUCAGGGGCCCAUAGAAUUGGACCCCUGAGUCCAAUCUUCCUAAAACCGUGUGUGUGUGUGUGUUAGUGGACAGGUUCCCUGCAAAUUUGGUGGUGUGCUUGAAAAAUGCUCCCCCCACCCGGAUAGCUUUCCCCCAUAGGGAAUAAUGGCCUUAUGUUUUUGGGAUUCUCUAAUAAAACCAAAUCUGAAUAAAGACUUUGACCAGAUACCAGGAAUAUGGAAUAUUUAUCUGAAUCCAAUAUCUGGAUGUGAAUUAUACCAUUUUUUCUGCACACCCCUAAUUGCCAGUAUUUUGGGAUCUCAGAAAUUCAUGUUAAUAAAUAUACUGUAUGGUUAUGGGCUAUGUAUACUAGCUAUUGCAAAGGAAAAGUUCUCCAGUGGAGAGCUUUAUACUUUUCCUGUUCACCCUUCAAUUUGGAUCCUUUUUAAUAUUCUUAUUUUGUAGUUUUUCAUACAACUUCAAUUCGCUGUACGUAAACAGUCGCUUUUAAAGUUAUAUUGUAGAGUUCCUGGAGAUCACAUUUGACAGAGUGGUUCAGAAAUGGAUGCUGAAGAAGUGUGCUCUUUGUUCAGAUACAUUCAAAUCAACACUGGAACUUCAAAAUUUUAUUUAUUUGUAUUUAUACUAAAUGCAUGAUGUGAAUAUUUAUAGCCUCAUACGGAUUACACACCCUGGUGUCUGUAUUUUUUAAAAACUACUUAAGAUAUUCCAAAGUAGCAGGAAUGUCACAAAAGUAAGAGAUUCUGUCACAUAGAACUCGGAGAACAAAGAAAUUCCGCAAGUACGAGGUCGGCUAACACAGAAAUCCAGUCCCUUUUGAUAACCUGAAUGCAGAAGCUAUUUUUUAAAAAGGUCUUAGUGAUCGUGCACUUCUUCGGGAAUCAUCACUCUCCACCAUGACAUGGGACUGACUAUGUGAUUAAAUUCAAUCCAAUUUUAAAAUAAGUAACAGGUACCCAUAAAUAACUUUGAAUAGCUUAUAUCUAUUCAGUUCACAGGAGGCCAAAGGACACACCAUGUUUCAGUGUGCAGUUGAUGCAAUAGUCUGUCAAACCCAGUACCCUCUGCUGCUCAAGUCUUGAGUCUGUGGGCACUUUAGAGAGUUUGAGAAUGGGGAACUGAUACUACCCCAGAAUGGCUGCCAUGGGGUGCUGGUAAGUUACAAAGCCAAGCAUCUUCCUGCGCUGGACGCAGGUGGUUCCCAGUGCAGGCUCCCAGCAGAAGAGUACCAUGAUGCCUCCAGAGUUUCUCUGAAGCGCUUCCUGCUCCAGGAAGGUAAAAGAACACCAGGACUGGCUACUUGCUAUGGGAGAGAAAAAAGUGGGCGCCAGGAAAUCCAUUGGCAGGUGCCACAUUAGGGAUAACAGGUCUAUUCUGACUGGAAUCUCCUUUCCAGGGUUUGAUGCUGACCAGCCCAACUAUGGUCAUAGAUCCAGAGGAGUUAGCCGUGUUAGUCUGUCGUUGCAAAAUAGUAAAAAAGUCCAGUAGCACCUUUAAGAGUAACCAACUUUAUUGUAGCAUAAGCUUUCGAGAACCACAGUUCUCCCUACGAUGUUUAGGGUACAGGUAGAAAUAUGGUAGCCUUAUCUCUUGCAACCUAU